ACCAACAAUGGAAAAAACAUCUUACAGACUGAAUUUUUUGUAUCCACUAUUACAGAGGGAAGACAAAAAAUUGCACGAUUUUUUAGAAAGUGCAAUGGUGGGGACAAUGUUUGCUCUUCCUUGGUAUUUAACAUGGUUUGGUCAUUCAUUAAAUCAGUAUCGAGAUGUAGUACGACUUUAUGAUUAUUUUCUUGCAUCCCCUCCUUUGAUGCCAUUAUAUACCGCAGCAUCAUUAGUAUUGUACCGUAAGGAUAAAAUAUAUGAAGCUGGUUGUGAUAUGGCAAAUAUACACUGUUUGUUAUCACAAAUACCAGAUAACAUUGAUUUUGAAGAAGUUUUGAGGUGUUCAACGAGAUUAUUUGAGAAGCAUCCACCACACAAGCUAGAAAAAGACGUAAAUAAACGUGUUAAAAGAGAAAAAGAACAGUUAAGAAGAAAAGCAAGGGCACCUUCUUCUUGGUUAGUGUUUCGUAAUUAUAUACCGAACUGGCUACUGCUACAUUAUAGGGGAAAAGUGGGCUUGUUCAUUGCUACGGCAACCGUUCUUUUCGGGCUGUACGCUUAUUUAAACAUGUCAGAGUCUGGACCAUUGUUUUACAAACGAAAUCUUCGGAAUACCUGACAAUUAUUAGUGGCUUCAUCGACUAAAAUGAUGAUGCACAAUCGAUUUUAUACGCUGUUUUAAAAUAUGUGUGCUAUUUUUGAUACAAAAAGUAAUUAUAAAUAAUCAUUUGUUAUCAUUUUAUUUUACUUAUACAAGGUAUCAUAUGCAAGUGUAAAGCAUUUAUUAAAUGUGUAUUAUAUAGUAGGGUAAAAUCUUAUUUAUUUGCUUUAGUUGGCAUACAUUUCGUAUAUAUAGAGAAGUAAAGUUAGAUUGUAUUAAGCCUACCAAAAUCUGCUAAUUAAAAUGUUUUAUAGUAUUUAAAUGUUGAAAUAAUAUUUCCUGUUUGAAUGUAAAUAAGUGUUAUUAUACAAAAAGAAAAACUAUUAGCAUUAAAUGAAACUUUCCUGUUACCUACUAAUUAAAUCAGUUGUAUUUUAUUUUGUUAAGAUGUGGGUUUUUGGUUGAUUCAGUUAGCGCAUCAAAUAUUGAGUUUAUUAUCAUUAAUAGAAGUUUCUCAUUAAUAUAAAUACAAAAAAACGUAUUUCUAAAGGUCUUGUUAUUACCAGACUGUUUACCGCUUUCUUCUUCAGAACGUUUAAAAUCCCGAAGAAGGCAACGGUAUGACUCUCGAAACGUUUACUUCUGACGUGACAAACAGCCUAAAAAUAACAACAUUAUUAAUGGAAGCCUACAAAUUAAAUUAACGUAUUUUUAAAUGUCUGGAUGUUGUGAAAAAAAUUUUUUGAUUCUUUUCUAAAAGUAGCAACUUUUCUCGAUAACAAGUGAUAUGAUCCUUAAAAAAACGGUAAAUUUUAUAAAA
Messenger RNA from Agrilus planipennis (emerald ash borer), 1424 nucleotides. RefSeq names its product TBC1 domain family member 20-like. Gene Ontology annotation, cellular component: endoplasmic reticulum membrane. The record is from RefSeq and is a predicted model, not a curated record. Bases 8 to 622 code for a protein of 204 amino acids. Gene Ontology annotation, biological process: positive regulation of GTPase activity; endoplasmic reticulum to Golgi vesicle-mediated transport. Lineage: Eukaryota; Metazoa; Arthropoda; Insecta; Coleoptera; Buprestidae. Gene Ontology annotation, molecular function: GTPase activator activity. The transcript is spliced from 4 exons.